CUCCCCCGUCACAAGCUUAGUUUUUAAAAAUAAAGCCAAAAAUAAUAAAUGAGCCCUGCUCAUAAACUAAGUAACAACAAACAGUAGUAAAUAAAUAAAUAAUAAAAUAAACAGGAUAAUUUGAAUGCUCUAAUGUCAGUAUUUAAGUCCGAUGUGUCCGAGUGACACCUAUCUGAUAAGUAGAUAAUAUUUUUUAUAUUUAUUAUAAAUAAACAAAAAAUAUUAAAUAAAGCUGAGAUAAUAAAAAAAAAAGCCGUUAUACGAGUUUACUCGGCUAUGCCUCGUCGACUUUGCUCAUACUCACGACCCGUAGUCUCGUCGAUAGUCGAUACCCGCGGCUUCGGAGAGUAACAGCCCGGUCGCGUGUCCCCGUUGAGGAACUCUCUCUCUGUCAGUGUUAGAGAGUCCUCCUCAGCGGGUCUAUUUAUCUUCGAUAGCUGUUACUAUUAUUAUUAUUAUUAUUAAAAAAAAAAUAAAUAACAGAUACAGCAACAAGAUUUCUGAUAAAAUAAUAUUGAUGUUGCAGUAAGUUUUGAAAAUAAUUUUUUUAAAUAACGUCAAGUGUGUGGUGCUGUGGGGGUGUAAGGGAUGAAGGCCGGGAGGAUAAUUCUGGUGACGAUCUGAGAUCAGAAAUGUUGAAAUUCGGCAGCAAAAACGAUGUUACGGUGGUACAUCGUGCCACUAUUCGAUUACUUGACGACUCCGAAAUUAUCCACUGUGACUUUCAGCCCCAGCACAAAGGAAGAUAUAUCCUUGAGUAUGUAUGCAAACAACUUAACAUCAUUGAGACUGAUUACUUUGGACUUCGUUUCGUGGAUCAUUGCAGGCAACGACAUUGGCUGGACCUAGCGAAGUCGGUGAUCAAGCAAGUAAAAGAUAUGGAGCCAAUUCUGUUCAGCUUCCGCGUGAAAUUCUACCCACCAGAUCCCCUGAGGCUGAAGGACGAGAUUACGAGAUAUCAAAUUUAUCAGCAACUCAAGAGGGACCUUCUGCAUGGACGACUGUACUGCAGUCCAGGAGAGGCAUCGCUGCUGGCAGCUUGCAUACUCCACAAUGAGCUCGGCGAGUACGAUCCGGAGAUCCACGUGGGCAAUUACAUCUCUGAGCACAAGCUUCUGCUCAAGCAGACAGAGACCAUCGAAGAAAAAGCUAUGGAACUACAUCAAACACAGCUCAAGGGUUUUACUGCUGAACAAGCGGAGAUUCAUUUUCUCAGGCUAGCGUCUCAACUUGACACCUAUGCGGUUGAUCCCCAUCCUGUCAAGGAUCAUAAAGGGACCCAGUUGUACUUAGGAAUCAAUCAUCACGGAAUCCUCACAUUUCAGGGCUCACGGCAGACAAAUCACUUUCGCUGGUCUGAAGUACAGAAAAUAAAUUACGAGGGGAAAAUGUUUAUUGUCCAUUUGACCAUCACCGAGGAUUUGAGAACGAAGAAAAAACAUACCGUCGGCUUCAAGUGCCCGACUGGAUCCAAUUGCCGUCACGUAUGGAGAUGUGCUAUUGAGCAGAUGCUAUUUUUUACAUUGCCCAGAGCCUCGGACGCACCAGUCGUAAGCGGAGGAUCUAUAUUCUCGUGGGGCACCAAGUUUAAGUACACUGGGAGAACGGAGAGGGAAGUGUUGGAGGAAACGGCUGCGGCAUCUGCGGGUUCCGGAGAGGCUUCAUCGCUGCGUGGUAAAGGCGACGGAACAGUCCAACGUUGUCAGAGUGCUGGACUACGUAGAAAAGCGAGUAGUGUACCGGCAACACCAAGUACUCCGAGCCAAGAUCUCAUUGAAAUUCGAUAUUCAAGUUUGCCAAGAAGCUGCCAUAGCGCGGGCUUAGACGGCGCUGGUAUGGCUGAGGCAGGAGCAAAUGCCUCAGGUGUUCCCCUUAGUUCUCCCUAUUGCCCUGACAAUACAUUGCCACUAUUGGAGACUGUAUCAGAGGACCAAGAAAUAUAUGCCAAGAGAAAUAACGCGGUAGACGAAAAUGAAUCGCAUGCGAGUGCCACCCACACCACCACAUCCACCACAAAUCAAGUGAAAAAAGUGAAAUUAUCAAAUAAGAACACAUUUGGCCGCCCGCCGGCGUUGUACAGUCAAAAAAUAGUCAUAGGCUCUGAAGAACUUGUGGGAAAAAAUAUCGAUAAAGUGGUGCGACAAAAAAUAAACUCAUUUGAGAAAAGUCCUAAAAUUAUAAGAUCCACGGCGCUUAUUAUUAAGACAUCUAGAACACCCAUAAAAACGUCAUCAUCAUUGUCAGCAUUAUCUAAAAUAAAUCCACGUGCUAACAAUACAAAUCCGACAAUUAAAAAUUCAAAUACUUAUUCAAUAAUUGAUACGACAUCCGAACGUCUUAAUGGAUUUAAUAGCUCGGAAUCUCGCGAGAGCUUAAAAAAUUUUAUACCCGUUGAGAGUCAGGUAAGCCCGUCAUUGUCUGUCGUCAAAAUUACGAAUGCGACACUGAGUAAUGACAGUCUAGAAACCACAAAUACUACAACAACUUCUAAUACUACUUCAACAACACAAAAGACUACAGUUAAUGGCAGUAUAAUUUCCACAAGAACUAGAAAUGGACCAAUGGCUCUUGCUAUGGCAAUUGCUGCAGCAGCUGUAGCUGCCACUACAUCAAAUACUUCAACAUGCGGCGGUGGAAACACUUGCAAAGAUUUCCCGUCAAGUGUUAAAAAUGGACACGAACCAGUAGGAGGCCAAGUGGGCGACGGUGAUACAAAUGAUUAUUUCUUUCGAGACUCGUUCGAUCACUCGUCCUCCGAAAGUCAAUUACUGGAUGGACUUGGAAAAACACAAAGUAGAUCAGUCACGCCGGUACCAAAAAUGCAAAAGCUACAGAAUAGUAAACUUUGUUUGCAACCAGUUGGUGCAGGAACAAGAUCAGUUAUUGUCGGUGGUGGUACCAGUAGAUCACGUGCGUUACGUAGUGUCAGAUUUAUACGUCUAUUUGUAUCAGCAUUUGUUCUUACAGUAACGAUGUUGUUUAUCGUUAUUGUUAUUGUUUUUGAAACUGACUCGGCGGUGUUUGAAAGCAUGCGUAAAACACCUGAGAUGAUUGCGUUCAAAAGUCACUACUACGUGCCCAUCAAAGAGUUUCUCAGGACCAAACUCGGCCUAUUUUGAUUUGGCAAAUGGCCGAAUACGAGAAAAUCUUUGAAUGCUCAGUCAGUUUUUUUUCUUUUUUUUUUUUCUAAAUGAUAAUAAAUAAAUAAAGUAAUUAAUAAAUAAUUUGACAGUGCCAAGUCAAAAAUAGCCAAGCCAACAAAUUAUUAAACCAUCAUUAACUUCCAUUACUAUUUUGGAAAUCAUUAAAACAAUAAUUGUAAUUAUUUUAUUUCAAUUUGCUACUGAAAAAAUUUAUUGUACGCUAAUAUGACGGAUUAAUUAGCAAGGGCAUGGCCUAUCGAGACAGAUUUUUUAUAGAAAGAAAUUAUUAUUUUGUGUGAAAAUACUUCCUAAUAAAAAUAACAAAACAAAAAAAAAUUCGAAUGAAACAAGCGUAUCUAGACAGAGUUAAAUAUUUUAUCAUUGAACGAAAAAAAAAUAAGAUUGUGUCUGUACAACUGUAGGUCUUUAAUGUGUAAUAAAUAAUAGAUUAUAGAAUGAUUUGUUAUUGUGGUUCACUUAAAAAUUAAUCACUCAUAUUGGUGUAAUUGAAAUAAAUGCGAAAAGUUAUUAUGUGACGUAGGAAAGUUAUAAAAAAAUAAAAGUUAGUUCUCAUUGCUUCGUAAAUCAUAAAUCAUGAGAAUAAGUAAAUUCAUAUUAUUAUUAUUAUAAUAAUAAUAUUCCAGAUUUUUUGAUUAAAAAAAAUUAAAAUAACAAAUUACUGACUGUGAGUCAUAUAAAUAUUAUUGUAUUUCCUAAAAGUGCCUACGCAAUUCUAUAAUUCCUUCGCGCAUGCUGCGUGUUUUUGGCUAAGAUUUAAAGAAAUAUAUAUAAUAUGUCUUAUAUAACACUCCAUGGUCAAUUUAAAUGGUCGCAAAAAUUUUUCAAGAGCCAAACCAAAAUAGUAAUAAUAAUAAUAUUAAUAAUAAUCAAUUAUAAAAACUGCUAAUUAUAUAUUAUUUAGAGUAGAAAUACCGUUUUGGUCACUAGGGCCAGUUUUGGACACUUGAAAAAUACACGGAGAAAUUAUUCCUAUUUGAAAUGCUAUAGUGUCAUAGUAAAACCAGUCCAUGUUGGUCACCUGACGGAAAUUGAAAUAAACACAUGGAAAAAUUAAAAAUGGUUACCAUGGUAAUGGUAAUUUUUCCAUGUGUAUUUCAAUUCUGCAUAUAGUCAAAAUAGUCCAGCUGUACUAUGACAUCAUAGCAUAUCAGAAAUAGUUUCUCCGUAAAAAUAAAAUAAUUUGUAAACGACAAUGACGAUUGAUUUUUGAAACGUGUACAAAGAUACAUUUAUCACACUGUUACAAUGUUCAUUUCAUUUUAUACUUUUUGAUUAAUUAACAUAAAGUAUUAACUGUCCAAAAAUAGAGCGUGACCACAAAUGGUACAUCUACUCAACAUUUUCCUGUGCGUGACAAAUGCGUAGGAACAUUCAUAUGUAUAUUAAAAUCAUAUUUGUAAUAAAUUGACAUACGUAGGUUUCAAUAAAUGCUUACACUGUCAUCUAAAUUUGAGUGAUAUUGAUGCACGUUGUUUACUUAAUAAAUAAAUAAAUAAAAUUGUGUAUAAAUAAACGGAUGUCAAUUGCAAUAAAUCCGAUAAGAAUAGAUAUAAAAAUAAUUGUGGAUAGUAUUUGGAUAAUAAAAUAAAAUAAUAAUUUGAUUUUUGUGAAAAGUGAUCUUGCAAUCACAGCAGCAUUAUUAUUAUUGUUGAGUUAUUUUAUGGAAUUUAUUGUAAAUUGUAUUAUAAAUUGAUGAGUGUUUUAAUUGAAUUGUUUCAAUGAAAAGUAAUGAUAAUAAUAAUGCUUAUUAGAUUAUCUAACAGAGUCAUGGCAAUUGUGAAAACGAUAGUUUGAAUCAUCUAAUUACUACUUUUAUCUAAUUCGCGUGGAUAAGAUAAAUAAUAAUAAUGAAUUGUACUGAAAUUGUGGUAGAAGAAUUAUGUGAGCCUUUAUAGUUAUGCGGAGAGACGAUUUAAUUAUUAUAGAAGACAUUAAAAAAGUAAUAUAGUUUUAGUAAUGCUUUCUUAGCUUACAUAUCAUAGUUAUUUAAAAAUAUUGUUGUCAUUUGUAACUGUUUUAUUUUAUUAAUUAUAUUUUUAUCAUUUUUAUUAUAUAUUUUUUAAUUGUUUAUUAUUUAAUACGGUGCUGUACGGUGAAAAUAAUAUAUUAUGAAGAUAAUUGAAGGCCAUGACAUAUACAUACUGUGACAAUUAAAAUUUAUACACGAAAACAAUCAUAAUCUACACGCAAAGCUGAUUAUUUUUAUUAAAUAUUUAAGUUUAAUUUAUUUAAUUAAUAAAAUCGAGUGUGAAAAAUAUAAAAUAACAUAAUGUGAAAUCCGUCAGAAUUUUUAAUAAUAAUAAAGCUGAGGCUGAGAUAAAAAACAAACAAAAAAAAACAAACGAUGCUACAAAGUUACAAGAUCUCUAAUCAAAAUCUUUAUAUUGCUCUCAAACUUUUGUACGCUUAUUCUAUUUUAUCUAGUCGUCUCUAAUGUGAAUUAAUAAAAUAUAUAUAGUAGGUAAAAAAAUAUAUGAAAAAAAAAAAUUGGAAAUAAAAUAAAAUGCAUCGAGUAUAAACUAUUUGUCAAUUUUUAAAUACUCGAUAUCUCUGCGUGUCUGUUUCUGUCCGGGAUAGAUUUAUAUAUAUACAUAUAUGAAUAUAAUUUAUACACAUAUUUUUAUUAAUUUAUAUUCAUUUAACCAACAUAAUGUAAUUAUAAUUAUAAUUACUAAUUAUACUUAUAUUUAUACCUAAAUUUAUACAUCUUAAAAUAAGACGAGCAAUAAAUAUGUAACAAUAAUUAUGUAUAUGUAUAUGUAUAUGUAAUUUAUUUAUUGUUAAAUGGCCGGAUAAAUGUGCAUUGAAAGUUGCUGACACGUAGAUAAAUAAAGUAAUUAAAAAAUAAAAUAAAAUAAAAAUGAAAAAACCAAUGGAAAGAAAAUACGAGAGACAGACGAUGAUCUCUUCAAGAUGUUUAUAAAUAUAUGAGAUCUAUUAAUAAUUAAAUAAAAUAAUAAUAAUAAUAAAUAUCAGCGCACCUUGUAAAGAUCAUCUCUGUACAAUCGAAAUAAAUUUGCACUUUUCCAAAACUUUA
This is a messenger RNA of Microplitis demolitor, 6201 nucleotides long. RefSeq names its product FERM domain-containing protein 5 (gene Frmd5). Gene Ontology annotation, molecular function: cytoskeletal protein binding. The record is from RefSeq and is a predicted model, not a curated record. Lineage: Eukaryota; Metazoa; Arthropoda; Insecta; Hymenoptera; Braconidae. Bases 633 to 3119 code for a protein of 828 amino acids. The transcript is spliced from 12 exons. Gene Ontology annotation, cellular component: cytoskeleton.